Messenger RNA from Polyodon spathula (Mississippi paddlefish), 2138 nucleotides. RefSeq names its product tumor necrosis factor alpha-induced protein 8-like protein 3. The transcript has 2 exons. The record is from RefSeq and is a predicted model, not a curated record. Gene Ontology annotation, cellular component: cytoplasm. Bases 86 to 694 code for a protein of 202 amino acids. Lineage: Eukaryota; Metazoa; Chordata; Actinopteri; Acipenseriformes; Polyodontidae. Gene Ontology annotation, biological process: regulation of apoptotic process.
ACUGCCAGCACUGUUCUAUACACAGCUACUGCUUCUCAACUAGUUUCAGAUUCAAGUCUAUAGAAAGAAAGGUCCAGCUGACAACAUGGACACAGAUUCUGGAGAGUUGAGUGAAGGGGAGCUUUCUUCAGUCCCAGAGAUCUUCAACUCUAAAAGCCUGGCUCUUCAAGCUCAGAAAAAGAUUUUGAGCAAGAUGGCAACAAUGGCAGUGGCCAACAUGCUCAUCGAUGACACCAGCAGCGAGAUCCUGGACGAGCUGUACAAAGUUAGUCGAGAGUACACCAAGAACAAGAAGGAGGCAAUCAAAAUCAUGAAAAACGUGAUCAAAAUCGCCUUGAAAAUCGGGAUCCUCUACAGAAACCAUCACUUCAGUCCAGACGAGCUGGAGACGGUGGAGAAGUUCAAGAAGAAAAUGAAUCAGAGCGCCAUGACCGCGGUCAGCUUUUACGAGGUGGAUUACACCUUCGACCGCAACAUUCUUUCGGAACUCCUCAAUGAGUGCAAGGACCUUCUGCAUGAACUCGUGGAGCACCACUUGACUGCAAAAUCCCACAGGCGCAUCGAUCAUGUUUUUGAUCAUUUUGCUGAUGCAGAGUUUCUUUCUGUUCUUUACAGCCCUGGUGAAGAAUACAGACAGUACUUGAAAAAGAUCUGCGAGGGUAUUACCAAACUACUAGACGAGGGAAUUCUUUAACCUGCUCCUUUACAUGCCGGGCUGUCUUUUAUAAACUGUACUUUUGUUUUUGGGAUGGAUGUGUUUUCACAAUAUGACUGGUUAUACUAGUAAAUCAUUUUGAUCUGUACAUCCUAGGGGUAGCAAUUUUGAUAGUUCAUAUGUGUGUAAUUGGAGAGGACCUUAAAUUCUAUUUCACUUGGUGUAACACCCCACAACUUCUCACCAAUGAUCUAAAUUCUUAAUGAUUGCCAGGCAGCAAAUGGAUUCGGAUACUAUGACAUCAUCCAAACACUCAGUUUCAUUGGUUGAAAAUCACCUUUUAAAGAAAUAAAUCAGGUGACUAGAAUCACUUUCCCUUAGUUUUUGACUAUAUCUUAGGAUUUGACUAUAUCUGGUGGCCAAGUACUGUAACUGCAGUAUUGUUUGGAAAUAUGUUUAAAGCUUUCUUGUCCAAAAUUACUCCUAGAUUUUAAAAGGUGAAACAAAAAUCAAUUUGACCAUUUACAUUAAUUUCUCCUUUAAAAAAACUAGAGUAAAUGAAAGAUUAAGAUAAUUACAGCAAAAUGACAGUUCAAGAAAAUGAUUGUGACUAAUGUGACCCAAAGCAAUCAAUGAAAAUAAAAUCUAUCAGAUAUUUUUACCUCUGAAAUCUUGCAUCAACCCAAAUGAAUAUAUAAAAUUAAAAAAUGCUACAUUCAAAACAAUAGAAAUUUGAUUUUAGAAGUAUGUAACUGAAAAUUGUCUGUGUGUUUCUAUUACCAUACCACACUUCUGUUAGAUGACUAAUGCUUCAAGUUAUAAAACACUUAUCUUUAAAGCCAAUAUAAUUGGUCCCAAUAGAUACCUGUGACUGUAAGGAUGUUUUUACAAUGGUGUCAAGUUGAGGUGUAAUAACUAGCUUUCACUAGAGAAUAAUUAUAAACACAUACCUGUGCUGUGUUCUUUCUUCCUUCUUGGAUCAUACAAAACAAUGCCAUUAUCUGUGGUAAUAACAAGUGCUCUACAGCUCUCCAGUGCAUUGUGUUAGUAAGCUUUUUGUAUACAACAGUUAAAAUUGUAGCUGUCCAAUUCGAUCUUCAGAACAUUCAGGUUGUGUUCGAUGACAUUUAGUAAAGGCUUAAAAGAAUUAACCCCACUGUCUAAAUGAGCACCACCAACAUCCACAGUCGAUUACACAUUCUUCUAAAUGAAACCUAAGCCAGACCAGAAAAUUAAAUAGAAAUCAACUCCAACAUAGCUAUACACCUUAGUUAUGAAUUAACAACAAAAAUGUACUUACAGCGCUGGGUUUUGUGGGCAGCUGAUACCUUAAGCAACGCGCUUCAAGUAGCAUCACAACCCUGAAGCAACAGGCUUCAAGUAACAUCACAACCCAAAACACUGCUUGUACACUGAAAAUUGUUUUUGUAAAUUAUUAUUAUUAUUAUUAUUAUUAUUAUAUUAUUAUUAUUAUUAUUAUUAU